AUUGCUUCCAAAACCCAACAAAACAGCCAACAGAGAAACCAAAAAGGAAGAGAGUCGGAGAGAGAUGGUUUUAAACAGCAGUCUGGUUGUGACCGUUGCCAAUGUAUCAGCUGAUCUAUGCCAAUACAUAGCAUGCAAUCCAGAGCGGCUAAGCAGCGACCAAGUCUUGAAUUUGCUCUUCUGCUUUCCUCUCCACCAUUUGGGUCGUCUCGCUCUCUAUCUCUGGAACUAUCUCUGCUACAAUCCCAACCCUGCCAAUCUGUCCGAUUUCGAUUUCAACGACGACGACGAUGAUUCCCACUCCGAUUGAGUUCUUGCAUCAAUUUUUUCAGAUACCUAUUUAUUUUCUUGUAUUUGUAAAUCUUAUUAUUAUCAAUGGGAAUUAUCUGAGAAGGGAAAUUAAACGAUGUUUAUUGAUCAUGUAAAGAGAUGGGAUUGUAUUGGAUUUGGAUUUCAGAUACUGCAUUCUUGAGAAGCUGGAAUCUUUUUGUUUGUUUGUUUGUGUGUCGAUCAAACUUGUUUUAAGUGUUUGCCUUUGGGGUCGUAUUGUCCUACUGCUGUUCGUGAUAUUGACAACCAUUUUCGGACUAAAAAAAAUGGAAACUUAUUAAUUGAACAAUUAUUAAAUAUCACCACUAUGAAUAUAUUAAUUGAAAAAUCUGCUCCAUUUUCAAACGUUCAGAAGUUAGAAAAUUUGCUGAAAAAGGAUAACUUGGCGUAAAAAUUGGAAAAAAAGGGUGGAAUUGGAAAAAAAAUGAGGACUAUGGUGUGGUGGUGUCGUUCUCAUUCCCUAUUUUUACCUGCGUAAAUGUCAGCAAAACCCACCUUUCUCUUCCCUUAUUACCAUUUUGCCACCCCUUUUUCUCUCGCAGACUCCCAGUCAUCGUCGCUCUCCUUCCAUGGCCUCUGUAACUCCGCCAUCCACUCAGGCUGUGUCACCUGGGGAUGUUAAUAGUGACGCCAAUGUGUUUCAGUUGAUACAAACUCACCAGGAAAAGGCUGCUCGACUUCCUCCGGUUGAGGAAAUUAGAACUGUGCUUUAUUACAGUGAGCGUGGCGUGCUUUCAACUUUUUCUCAGAAGCUUGUGGGUUAUCCAUCGGCGUCAAUGGUUGAUUUCGCAUGUGAUGUCGAUGGAACUUUGAUAUUAGCAGUGAGCAGCUUGGCAAAUCAUGCAAAGGACCUCUUAGCUAAUCCCAGAUGCUCAUUGCUUGUUGCUAGAGAUCUGGAGGAUAGGACUGAUUUGGUAAUCGCCCUGCAGGGUGAUGCUGUUUCUGUUUCUGAGAAGGAUAGAAGUACCAUUCGAACUGCAUAUCUGGCAAAGCAUCCCAAUGCAUCAUGGGUUGACUUUGGUGACUUCCAAUUCAUUCGCAUUGAACCAAAAGUUGUGCGAUAUGUGUCAGGAGUUGCAACUGCUUUACAUGGAUCAGGAGAAUUUAGCAAAGAAGAAUAUCAGGCUGCUAAAAUUGAUCCAAUAGCUCAGUUUUCUAAACCCAUUGCAUCUCAUAUGAAUAGAGAUCAUGCUGAAGAUACAAGGCUCAUUGUCCAACAUUCAACAUCAAUUGCGGUGGACUCUGCCUACAUGCUAGACACUGAUAGUCUUGGAUUCAACGUUAAGGCUGCUUAUCAAGGAAAUACUUACAAGCUUCGGAUUCCUUUUCCUAGACGUGCAGAAGAGAGAAAGGAUGUGAAGACUCUAGUUGUGGAAAUGCUUCAAGCUGCUAAGUCUCAACUCUCAAGUUAAUUGGUGCCAUGCUGAAAAAGGAGCAAAGAGGAUUCUGCAGCACAUCACAAUCGCAGCCUAGAUGAUAAGUGAUAUGAAUUACUAUAGAAUUCUGGAAGGCAAACAAAACACAUGAUUUGCUGAAAACUAAACAGUCACCUGGGUCUUGGCUGCUUGCUCCUCAUAUGUACUAUGGACAUUGUACUUAGCUACUCAGGCCCCAUGAAAAUGUGUGAUUGCAAACUGAUGUAAACAUUUGUAUAACCAGAAGACUAAUAUGCAUGUUUCUUCUGCUUCAGUUUUUUCCAAAGUUAAAAUGUAACUGGAUUUGGGAUAAGUGGAGCUAAUAAGUGAGAUACCUGGAUUUGUGCUUGGCAA
This is a messenger RNA of Hevea brasiliensis (rubber tree), 2099 nucleotides long. RefSeq lists its product as uncharacterized. The transcript has 13 exons. NCBI's taxonomy places the organism in Eukaryota, Viridiplantae, Streptophyta, Magnoliopsida, Malpighiales, Euphorbiaceae. The record is from RefSeq and is a predicted model, not a curated record. The coding region runs from base 900 to 1742 and encodes 280 amino acids.